Messenger RNA from Clonostachys rhizophaga, 1056 nucleotides. NCBI's taxonomy places the organism in Eukaryota, Fungi, Ascomycota, Sordariomycetes, Hypocreales, Bionectriaceae. The record is from the annotation of a GenBank genome assembly.
AUGACCUUUUUGCUGCGGUUCACGCAGAUAAACCGAGUUAAUCAACAGGCACUCAAAUUCCAGAACCCCCUGCGCAACGGGACCGCAGAUCCAUCCAUGGUAUGGGCGGAUGGCCAAUAUCAUCUAACCUACACGUCUGGUGGGAAACACAUCGAAAUCACCCGGGCUUCAAACCUGAGGGACUUGGCGCAGGGAGAACCAAAAGUCGUUUGGGAGGACAGCAAUUCCACGAGGAGCGCAGAUAUUUGGGCGCCGGAGAUCCAUCAAAUCGACGACGUUUGGCACAUCUUCUAUUCAAGCCGUGAUGCCAACGUUAUCGGAAGCUACAGGACGAGAGUUCUUCGUGGCUGCAACGGCACCAACCCGACUGAUUGCGAGUACACGUUUGGCGCCGACUUGGUACCCCCCGUGGGUAAAAGAGGUGGCCCCGAUGGGAAGAACGCGUACAGUAUUGACGGCACAUACAUGGAAAUCCCGGGCAAGGGUCGGUACCAUGUGCUGAGUAUGCGUGACGAGAACAACGUACAGUCACUUGGCAUUACAACUUUGAACACCACGACCUGGAAGGUGGAUCAGUGGCACGUUAUAUCCCGCCCUGACUAUGAGUGGGAGAAGUACAUGGGAAAGGGAGCCGGCGCGCAGGCCCUCGCUGUCGGCGCUGGGUUGAACGAAGGUCCUUACGCUUUAUACAACGGCGAUGAUGUCUGGCUAUCCUACUCCGCUUCGAGCUGCGACACGCCUCAAUAUGCACUCGGUUUACUCUAUUAUAAUGGAGGCGACCCGCUCCAAGAAGCUUCGUGGAACAAAACCGGGCCAGUCUUCCAAUCAGCGAAUGGAAACUUCGGGACUGCACAUAAUUCUUUCUUCAAAUCACCCGACGGGACGCAGACAUGGAACCUAUUCCAUGCCACAUCAAACUCUAAAGGAGGUUGUGGGAUAGAUCGAUAUACAAUGACACAACUGUUGACGUUUGACGAAGGCGGGACUCCAAACCUUGGACAGCCACAACGCCUCCAUACCGACAUUACUCCACCAAGCGGCGAGAGCUGGAUUUAA